AUGGCGGCAAUAACUACCUGUAAAAACUGCCACUCGAACGAUUUUGACAAGGACCACCAAACAGGAGAACUGGUAUGUCGAAACUGCGGUUCCGUGGCGGAGGAGAGCCGCAUCGUUUCCGAGGUCUCUUUCAGCGAGACCUCCAGCGGUAAGGCGAUCGUCACUGGCCAGUACGUCUCACACGACCAAACUGGUGUGUUGUCGGCUAGUUUGUACGGUGUCCAGGGCGAGAGCCGGCAACAGACAAUCUUCAAAGCACGCCAUCGCAUGGAGCGGAUUGGCCACCGCUUGGGCAUGGCCGAUCACAUUAUUGAGGCCGGAAUGCGAUACUUUCUUGCCGCCCUGUCGAACAAUUUCGUCAAGGGCCGAAAAUCGCAACAUGUGCUUUCCGCCUGUCUCUAUUUAUCAUGCCGCAUGGCGAAAACCGAUCACAUGCUGAUGGACUUUGCAGAGCUCAUUCACGUGAAUGUGUUUCAUAUCGGUGCUACAUACCUGCAGUUGGUUCGCAAUCAGAACAUUGACCAACUGCCCAUUGUUGAUCCCACGGUGUAUAUUCAGAGGUUUGUGUCCAAGCUCCAGUUUGGUAGUGAAGGAAGCCGCCGCGUUGUCGAGGACGCAAAGCGUUUGGUGGCCCGUAUGGGCAAAGACUGGCUCCAGAACGGUCGACGGCCUGCCGGUGUAGCUGCAGCUUGUAUUUUGUUGGCCGCACGUAUGAACAAUUUCCGUCGAUCCAAAGCAGAGAUCGUUUCUGUCGCAAAAGUCGCCGAGGAAACCCUCCAACGGCGUCUUGAUGAAUUCAAGUCCACAGCUGCAGGUACACUGACCAUCUACGAUUUCAGGAACGUUGACGUUGAAAGUGCCGCUGAUCCUCCGUCGUUCACGCGGCAUCGAGAACUAGAGAAGAAACUCCUAGACAAACUGUCUCAGGACAACGAACUCAGAGCCCAGGGAGUUGAGCCUGAGGAGGACCCUUAUUUAAACCCGGAACUGGUUGCAAUAGCCCAAGAGCUCGACAAGCAGGACGGCCAAACUCUCCAAUUGACUCAAGAAGUCAACUCAUUGCUCGACACGCCGGGACUACAAAAGGCAGUAGAAGAUAUUGCUGCUCAGCCACACCCCAAGCGGAAAUCAUCAGCUAUAGAUGAUUCAGAAAGCGAAGACGAUAGUGAAGAUAGCGACGCGGAACAAGAAGCCGAGAGAGCAUUUGACGAGGCUGUUAGUGCUGGUACAGAAGCCGUGAUGGCCGCUGUCGAGGCACCAUUGGAGCCUGCCUCGGUACCAGUCAGACCCGAUUUCUACUCUAAGGGCCGCGUUGAGCAGUUUUUGAAAAGCUUCAGACAGCGACAAUCACAGAGACUCGAGGACGAGGUUCAGGCGAAGAAAAUGCGUGCCCAGGCCGAAGCUCAAGCCCGCGCAGCAGCCCCCGACGAAGAAAGCUUGUCGGAUAUCGACGAUGACGAGAUCGAGUCGGUGCUACUGAACGAAACAGAAAUCGAACAGAAAUCCCAGGUCUGGGUAUCAAUUAAUCGUGAAUAUUUAUUGGAGCAAGAACGCAAACGUCUGCGGCGCGAAGCAGAUAUUGCCUCUGGCGAAACCAAAGCUCCUCGCAAGAGACGCCGUCGCCCGAAACAAGAGCCCGGCUCAGCAGCCUCCGCGGAGGCCGCCGCUGCAAACAUGCUCCGAGAGAAAGCCCCGUCCAAGAAAAUCAACCAGGCUGCCCUCAAAAAGCUGUUUGCUAAAGCAGAAUAA
Molecule: messenger RNA, 1749 nt
Organism: Wickerhamiella sorbophila
Lineage: Eukaryota; Fungi; Ascomycota; Dipodascomycetes; Dipodascales; Trichomonascaceae
Product: Transcription factor IIIB subunit
Exons: 1
Coding region: 1-1749 (582 amino acids)
Biological process (GO): transcription by RNA polymerase III; DNA-templated transcription initiation; transcription preinitiation complex assembly
Cellular component (GO): transcription preinitiation complex; transcription factor TFIIIB complex; nucleus
Molecular function (GO): RNA polymerase III type 3 promoter sequence-specific DNA binding; RNA polymerase III general transcription initiation factor activity; TBP-class protein binding
Source: RefSeq, a predicted model, not a curated record